Messenger RNA from Spizellomyces punctatus DAOM BR117, 1991 nucleotides. RefSeq lists its product as uncharacterized. Gene Ontology annotation, molecular function: NADH dehydrogenase activity. Lineage: Eukaryota; Fungi; Chytridiomycota; Chytridiomycetes; Spizellomycetales; Spizellomycetaceae. The coding region runs from base 61 to 1635 and encodes 524 amino acids. The record is from RefSeq and is a predicted model, not a curated record. The transcript is spliced from 12 exons.
CGGCACUGCCCUAAACGCAUCUUGGGUAGCAACUUGUCCAUCGUAAAGCGUGUUCACACCAUGAACGCGGAUAUAGGGUUACGGAUGAUGAGAGGUCUUAGCAUACCGCUUCGGACGGUUGCGACCGCCCACGCGCGACGCGAAAUGGCCACUGCGGUACCUGGAGGACAACCGACGAUAAAGAAGUCCUUCCUGAGGCGGUAUGGCGGGAAAGUCAUCUUGAGUGUGGUUGCAGUUGGAGCGGGUUUGUUUACUUAUGAGGUCUACAAUGCCCGUCACCCGCCAAAGCAAUUCACGUGGGACCACUCCAAAAAGACCAUUGCCAUUUUAGGUUCCGGGUGGGCAGCAACCUCGCUCAUUAAGGACUUGGAUACCGAAAACUACAAUGUGGUUGUGGUCAGUCCUAGAAACUAUUUCCUGUUCACACCUCUUCUGCCUAGCUGUACAGUGGGAACAGUGGAACUACGUAGUAUCAUGAUGCCCAUGCGUUAUAUCACCCGAUUCAAACCCCGUCAAAUUGCGUUUGUGGAAGGUGGUUGCAAUCAAAUUGAUGUAGAGAACAAGGUGUUGACAGUGGAAGACAAUUCCGAAAUCGUCGGGGAAGUUUCAAGUCAAAAGAUUCCGUACGACUAUUUAGUUGUCGCAUGCGGCGCAGAGAACGCGACUUUUGGUAUUCCAGGGGUGCGCGAAUACUCGUGUUUCUUGAAGGAAGCCUGGGAUGCGAAGAAAAUCCGUACAAGAUUGAUGGAUUGCCUGGAAACGGCUGCGUUUCCAGGACAAGUGGAAAGUGAGGUCGAUCGGCUCUUGCAUAUGGUGGUUGUUGGCGGCGGACCGACAGGCGUUGAGUAUGCAGCGGAACUUUACGACUUUUUGAAGGAAGACUUGGCGGACUGGUACCCAGAGCUGGCACCAAAGAUCAAAAUUACCCUCGUCGAAGCUCUUCCACACGUUUUGCCAUCUUUCUCGAAAGAACUCAUUACGUACACAGAAAAACACUUUGCUGAGGCCAAAGUGAAAAUUCUGAGCAAUACUAUGGUGAAGGAGGUCAAGCAGAAGGAGUUGAUUGUUCAAAAUCCUCAGAAGCAGAUUGAGAAAAUUCCAUAUGGUCUCUUGGUUUGGGCCACGGGUAAUACUGCAAGACAGGUCGUGGCAGACUUAAUCAAAAAGCUUCCCUCUAACUUGCAAAACCAACGUCGCGGUCUCGUAGUGGACGACUAUCUCAAAGUAAAGGGAAGUGACAAUAUUUAUGCUUUGGGUGACGCAUCAGCUACAAAAUGGCCACCUACUGCACAGGUAGCCAGUAGACAAGGACACUACCUGGCUGCCACUUUCAACCAGCUCGCGCGGAUAGACGCAGAUCGUGAUAAGUUAUUGGCCGCGGGAGAAGAUCCUAGUGCUAUCGCUGGGCAAGUCGUGAAGCCGUUCAAUUACAAAGAUUUGGGAGCUUUGGCGUAUAUUGGAUCAGAUAAGGCCAUCGCCGAUCUCCCUGGAAAUGUGCACGUUGGCGGAGCAUUGACGUUCUGGUUCUGGCGAAGUGCUUAUCUUAGCAACUUGUUCUCUCUUCGCAAUCGAGUGCUGGUCGCUUUUGACUGGGCUAAAAAGUCCUUGUUCGGGCGGGAUAUUUCACGAGAAUGAACUGUGGUUUCUUGUAUAUUUGAUGUUUUGCAUUUCACCUACGACCUCGACAUUGUCUGAAUAGACGGACUUCCUCAUACUCUCACAGGCUGUGUAUUUCCCAGUCAGACGGGUAGGAUUAGGUAUUGGCUUGAGAAGAAUGAGUCGAUUAAGUGUGACUCCAUGCAUUCUCUCGGCCUUUUUGCCCGUCAACUGCUGUGCAGCCAUGGUGACUCAACUCUGCUGUCAUUCGGAAUGGGCUGAUUGAUUCCUUUAUGAUUUAGAGAUACGAGAUUUUAGGGUUUAGGGAGAUUUAUAUAUUGAAUUACCGUUCAGCCCCAAUCCAUGCUAGUGACGGCCGGAACAAAAUGACAUUC